ACAGAUUUUCAUUAUAAAUAUUAGGUUCAAAUAAGUCUGGUUUUUGUUAGAUCAAUAAAUAUAGAAUUGCAAGGACCCUCCACCGUGGUGGAUUUCAGUGGGUAUGUUGUUGUUAAUAAAUAUAGAAUUCCAUGUAGGAAAACAAUGCUCAUCCGGGUGUGAAGCUUUUUUGGGUCUUGUGUUAUUUUGUUUCUUUGGUCGUUGUCUACUUUCUGGCUAGUAUCUUUCUCAUCUUUUCCCAUUUUUGAGAAAGCUACAACUUUCUAGUCUUUCUGUGGUGGUCGUUUCCGCGCCUUGAUUGCUUGGCGUCUAGCUAAUGGCUGCGUAUGUUUUUUUCAUAAUUGCAGUAAUUUUUUGCACACAACUGUGAGAAAUUCUUGGUUGAUUGAAAGUGAUGAAGGUUUGAAUAUGCAGAGACUUUAGUGCACUCCAGAUUAUUUCAUUGGCAUACAGAGGACCACUAUUUACAGCUAACCCCUACAGUGGACCUGUAUUGUGGUGAAAGUAGUUAAAGAAAAUGAGUUCCGAUGCACUAGUUUGGUAUUGCAAGCCGGUGGCAAAUGGGAUAUGGGCCAAAGAAACUGACACUGCUUUUGGUGCUUAUACACCUUGUGCUAUUGAAACAGCUGAUUGCAUAUGUUAUGUGGUUCUUUUUGUGUUGUGUGCGUAUCGCUUAUGGCUGGUCAGGAUGGACCACAAAGUUCGGAGAUUCCAGUUGAGGUCGAAAUACUACAAUUACAUAUUGAUCCUCUUGGGAAGUUGUUGUGCUGCUGAACCCUUGCUCAGAUUGUUUAUGGGCAUUUCAAUCUUCAACCUGGAUGCAGAAAAUGGCCUUGCUCCUUUUGAGAGGGUUUCUUUGAGCAUUCAGUCACUUGCUUGGAUUUCCAUUGUUCUUAUGAAUCUAGUGGAAACUAAAGUCUAUAUCAAAGAGUUCCGAUGGUAUGUCAGAUUCGGAGUAAUCUAUGUUUUGGUAGGUGAACUUGUGGUGCUCAACUUCAUUCUUUCAAUGCAGAGUUUCUACUCAAGGUUUACACUGUACAUCUAUUACAGUUCAGUCAUCUGUCAGGUUUUAUUUGGGGCCCUGCUUCUUAUUCAUCUUCCUCAUUUGGAUCCUUUCCCUGGCUAUGUUCCAUUAAGGAGUGAGUCCAUUGAUGACAAUAACGAUGAAACUAUCCUUGGAGCACACCAUAUUUGCCCUGAGAGACAUGCAAGCAUUUUAUCAAGGAUCUCUUUUGGAUGGAUAACUCCCCUCUUGCGACGAGGCUAUAACAGACCAAUCACUGAAAAGGAUGUUUGGAAGUUAGACUCAUGGGAUCAGACUGAGAUAUUGAGUGCAAGAUUCCAAAAAUGUUGGGCUGAAGAAUCUCAGAGGAAAAAACCAUGGCUUCUACGCGCUUUGAAUUGCAGUCUUGGAGGCAGGUUCUGGUAUGGAGGUCUCUUCAAAGUUGGUAGUGAUCUUUGCCAGUUUGUGGGACCACUAGUACUUAAUCGUCUCUUAAAGUCUCUGGAACGAGGUGAUCCAGCUUGGGUUGGCCACUUAUAUGCUUUUCUGAUUUUUGUUGGGGUGUCAUUUGGAGUACUAUGUGAAGCUCAGUACUUUCAGAAUGUCAUGCGUGUUGGUUUCAGGAUGAGAUCAACUCUGGUCGCUUCCAUAUUUCGCAAAUCUGUAAGACUAACACUUGAGGGUCGUAAGCAGUUUCCAUCUGGAAAAAUUACAAAUAUGAUCACAACUGAUGCUAAUGCACUUCAGCAAGUAUGUCAACAGCUUCAUGUUUUAUGGUCAGCUCCAUUACGUAUUGUCAUUGCCAUGGUUCUACUUUACCAGCAACUAGGUCUGGCUUCACUUCUUGGUGCUCUUAUGCUAGUAUUGAUGAUCCCAAUGCAGACAAUUAUUGUUGGCUAUAUGCGAAAACUAUCCAAAGAAGGAUUGCAACACACUGACAAAAGGGUUGGUCUAACUAAUGAAAUACUUGCUGCAAUGGAUGUAGUAAAAUGUUAUGCAUGGGAGAAGAGCUUCCAAUCUAAAAUCCAACAAAUGAGGAAUGAUGAACUUUCUUGGUUCAGGAAAGCACAGCUAUUGGCGGCGUUCAACAAUUUCAUGCUGAACAGCAUCCCAGUUUUCGUGACAGUGAUUUCAUUUGGAACUUUCACUUUGCUUGGUGGAAAUUUGACAGCUGCCAGAGCUUUUACAUCACUUUCCCUCUUUGCAAUUCUGAGGUUCCCUUUGAACAUGCUUCCAAACAUUAUAACUCAGGUUGUAAAUUCAAACGUAUCGUUGCAACGAAUGGAGGAGUUGUUCUUAGCUGAAGAGAGAGUCCUCUUACCUAAUCCACCACUUGAACCUGGGCUUCCUUCCAUUUCAAUCAGGGACGGAUUCUUUUCAUGGGAUUCUAAGCCUGAGCAUCCCACUUUGUCAAAUAUUAAUCUGGAUAUACCAGUUGGUGAGCUAGUUGCAAUUGUGGGUGGGACUGGAGAAGGAAAGACAUCUCUGAUUUCAGCAAUUCUUGGGGAGCUUCCUCCCUUAGGCAAUACAAGUGUCUCUAUCAGAGGAACUAUUGCAUAUGUUCCUCAAGUUUCUUGGAUCUUCAAUGCCACUGUGCGUGAAAAUAUAUUAUUUGGUUCCAACUUUGAACCAACAAGAUAUUGGAAGGCAAUAGAUGUCACUGCAUUGGAGCAUGAUCUUGAGUUACUUCCAGGUCGAGACCUUACAGAAAUUGGUGAAAGAGGUGUGAAUAUUAGCGGAGGACAAAAGCAAAGAGUGUCAAUGGCUAGGGCUGUCUACAAAAAUUCUGAUGUCUAUAUUUUUGAUGAUCCCUUAAGUGCACUUGAUGCACAUGUGAGCCAGCAGGUUUUUAAGAACUGUAUAAAGGAGCAAUUGCAAGGAAAGACUAGGGUGCUUGUGACAAAUCAGCUGCAUUUUCUGCCUCAUGUGGAUCGGAUCAUUUUGGUCUCUGAAGGAAUGGUGAUAGAGAAUGGGACCUUUGAGGAGCUUCUGGAAAACGGCACACUUUUUCGGAAGCUAAUGGAAAAUGGUGGGAAAAUGGAAAGCUAUGGUGUUGAAACUGAAUACGACCCAAACAUUGACAAUGAGAGUUCACAGUCUUCGACCACAAGGCAUGAGCUCCAAAAAGAUGUGACCUCUGUAACCAAAAGGAGAGCUGGUAAAUCUGUUCUUAUCAGGCAGGAAGAGCGGGAAACUGGUAUUGUCAACUGGAAUGUUUUGAUGAGAAAUACAAGAAGCCCUUUCUUCUUGCUAAAAAUCUUCAGAAGAAGAUUGUUGUCUGCUCCUCCGUUGCUACCUGGAACAAUGGCUUUUCUACCAGAGGUGAUACUGGAGGAGGAGAAGUACAAAGAUGCUUUGGGAGGCUUGUGGGUUGUCCUGAUACUGCUUGUCUGCUACACAUUGACUGAAAUCCUUCGAGUUCUGAGCAGCACCUGGCUAAGUGUCUGGACAAAAGCAAGUUCCUCAAAGAGCAAUGGAGCUGGAUUCUAUAUUUUGGUGUAUGCUAUUUUGUCGUUCAGUCAGGUAAUUGUAACACUGGCAAAUUCCUUCUGGUUGAUUAUCUCAAGCCUAAAUGCAGCUAAAAGGCUUCAUGAUUCCAUGCUGCAUUCUAUACUUCGAGCACCAAUGGUAUUCUUCCACACUAAUCCAUCUGGACGCGUAAUCAACCGAUUUGCAAAGGAUCUUGGUGAUAUUGAUCGCAAUGUUGCAAAUAUUGGUAAUACGUGUCUCAGCCAAGUUUGGCAGCUGUUCUCGACUUUUGUUCUCAUUGGAGUCAUCAGCACUAUAUCUAUGUGGGCUAUAAUGCCACUUCUGAUCCUAUUUUAUACCGCCUAUAUAUAUUAUCAGAAUACAUCCCGCGAAGUGAAACGUCUAGAUUCCAUUACCAGGUCCCCUGUGUAUGCACAGUUUGGAGAAGCUAUAAAUGGUUUAUCAACCAUCCGUGCAUAUAAAGCACAUGACCAGUUAGCUUCCAUUAAUGGGAAAUCUAUGGACAACAAUAUCAGAUUCACUCUUGCCAACACAAGUACAAACCGCUGGCUGACCAUAAGGCUUGAGACACUAGGAGGCAUAAUGAUCUGGUUGACUGCAACAUUUGCUGUUAUACAGAACGGGAGAGCAGACGACAAGGUUGCGGUUGCUGCUACUAUGGGUCUGCUCCUAAGCUAUUCUUUGAAUAUUACUACCUUACUCAGUAACACUCUGAGACAAGCAAGCAGAGCCGAAAAUAGUUUAAAUGCUGUUGAGCGUGUUGGUACAUACAUAGAUUUGCCAUCAGAGGCUCAAAAUGUUAUUAGCGUUCGGCCUCCUCCAGGCUGGCCGUCAUCAGGGUUCAUCAAGUUUGAGGAUGUUGUCCUACGUUACAGACCUGGACUUCCUCCUGUCUUGCAUGGUUUGUCAUUCACAAUUUCUUCAGGUCAGAAAGUUGGCAUUGUUGGAAGAACUGGUGCUGGAAAAUCGAGCAUGCUUAACGCUUUAUUUCGAAUUGUGGAACUUGAAAGAGGGAGAAUAUUGAUUGAUGGUUGUGAUGUUGCUAGUAUUGGACUGACAGAUCUUCGAAGUGCUCUUAGUAUCAUACCACAAUCACCAGUUCUUUUCUCUGGUACUGUACGAUUUAAUCUUGAUCCUUUUAGCGAACACAAUGAUGCUGACUUGUGGGAGGCAUUAGAGCGGGCACACUUGAAGGAUGUCAUAAGGAGGAAUGCCUUUGGUCUAGAUGCUGAGGUUUCAGAAGGUGGUGAGAACUUCAGUGUUGGACAGAGACAACUAUUAAGCCUAGCUCGAGCAAUACUACGAAGGUCAAAGAUCCUUGUUCUUGAUGAAGCCACAGCAUCUGUUGAUGUUAGAACUGACUCACUUAUUCAGAGAACCAUACGAGAAGAAUUCAAAGCAUGUACAAUGCUCAUUAUUGCUCAUCGUCUAAAUACAAUAAUUGACACUAAUCGUAUCCUAGUGCUUGAUGCUGGGAAGGUUGUUGAGUAUGAUACUCCACAGAGCCUCCUGCUUAGGGAAAGAAGUGUUUUCUCUGGGAUCGUUCGGCGCACAGGGGCCGCAAAUGCCCAGUAUUUACGUAACUUAGUGCUUAAUGGAGAGAGAGAUCAAACAUUCAUGGAAGAAGAACUCAUGCAUAUAAAUAGGAAGAGGAGAUGGGAGGUAUCUUCCCAGUGGAAUGUUGCUGCGCAGCAUGCUCUUGCUACAAAUAUUUCAGCUUCACUGGAUGAUUUUCAGGUGAUGGAAUGUCAAGAUAGAAACAACAUUUUGCAUGCAACAAAGCAGGCAGUUGUAACACUGAAGGAUGUUUUGGAGGGAAAACAUGAUAAAGCUAUUGAAGAGAAACUAAGUUGCUCUAAGGUGCCUAGAGAAAGAUGGUGGUCAUCUUUAGUUCGUGUUAUUGAAGGUCUUGCUGUGAUGAGCAGGUUGACGCCAGAAAAAGUUCCUCUCCUUGGAGAUGCUUUGGAAGAGAGAUCAGAACAUCAGAAUCCUGAUGAAAUGUAGCGAGAUCUUUUUCAGUUCUUUUUUUCCACUAUUUCCAUAUUGUAUUUUAAUGUACUGGAAUACAGCCUUUUAUUUCCAGAUCAAACUGGGAUUUAGAAGUUCGGCUCAGGGAAAGGAAAGGAAAGGAUUUUGAUGAAGAUAAUUUAUGUACGCUACCAUUCUCUGAGAAAGAGAGGUUAAGAGAUACUAAUAACCAUCAUUAUCAUAUAAAUUUUCUCAUAUUCUUUUUGACC
This is a messenger RNA of Lycium barbarum (goji berry), 5730 nucleotides long. RefSeq names its product ABC transporter C family member 12-like. The transcript is spliced from 28 exons. Gene Ontology annotation, cellular component: membrane. NCBI's taxonomy places the organism in Eukaryota, Viridiplantae, Streptophyta, Magnoliopsida, Solanales, Solanaceae. The coding region runs from base 518 to 5497 and encodes 1659 amino acids. The record is from RefSeq and is a predicted model, not a curated record. Gene Ontology annotation, biological process: transmembrane transport. Gene Ontology annotation, molecular function: ATP hydrolysis activity; ABC-type transporter activity; ATP binding.